AUGUUGAAAGGGCAGCGAGCAAAACCGUCCUCUGAAAGGAGGCAGAAAAGAUCGGGGCCUGUUUGCUUUAGAAUAGGGAUGAAAGCGAAUGAGAUAAAAGUCCAUAUCGUAAUGAAGAGUGUCGAGACAGACACCAUGAUGAGCAAGCCGGUGGUUCCCUGGGGAAUCCGUGUGGGGUACACGCCAGACAUCCUGACGGAUGCCACUGCUGAGCUCACGGUGGCCUUGCUCCUAGCAACGUCUCGCCGGCUGCCUGAAUCAGUGGAAGAAGUAAAGAACGGUGGCUGGACAACAUGGAAGCCCCUCUGGAUGUGUGGCUAUGGGCUUUCUGGCAGCACAGUUGGAAUUGUUGGGCUUGGGAGAAUAGGGCAGGCCGUAGCUCGUCGCCUGAAGCCAUUUGGAGUAAAGAGGUUUCUGUAUAGUGGACGUCACCCCAAAACUGAAGCAGCAGAAUUUGGAGCAGAGUUUGUUCCAGUUGCCAAGUUGGCGGAGCAGUCUGACUUUGUCAUUGUAACUUGUUCUCUGGCGCCUGAAACCCAGGGCAUGUGCAAUCGGGAUUUCUUUUGCAAGAUGAAGAAAACAGCUGUGUUCAUCAACACAAGCAGAGGUGCUGUGGUGAAUCAAGAUGACCUUUAUCAUGCUCUGGUCAAGGGCCACAUUGCAGCUGCAGGUCUAGAUGUUACAACCCCAGAACCACUGCCGCCAGCCCAUCCGCUUCUUUCUCUGAAGAACUGUGUGAUUCUGCCUCAUAUUGGAAGUGCCACCUAUGCUACCAGGAAUAGCAUGUCUGUACUGGCUGCUAACAAUCUUAUGGCUGGGUUGAAAGGGGAAAGCAUGCCUAGUGAACUCAAACUGUGAGAAGGAACGCUGGGACAGAACCAAGAGCCUAUUUUGAAAUGAUUGUAUCCACCUGAACCGUUGCUUGUUGCCUGGACUCCAGUGCUUUUCAUUAAAACGCGUUCCACAGCA
This is a messenger RNA of Sphaerodactylus townsendi, 969 nucleotides long. It is a transcript of the gene GRHPR, whose product is annotated as glyoxylate and hydroxypyruvate reductase. Gene Ontology annotation, molecular function: glyoxylate reductase (NADPH) activity; NAD binding; hydroxypyruvate reductase [NAD(P)H] activity. The transcript has 7 exons. Lineage: Eukaryota; Metazoa; Chordata; Lepidosauria; Squamata; Sphaerodactylidae. Bases 1 to 858 code for a protein of 285 amino acids. Gene Ontology annotation, cellular component: cytosol. The record is from RefSeq and is a predicted model, not a curated record.